GCGAGAAGGCGGCACCGGACGACGUUCACACAGGUAUAGUCUUUUGGGGAGUUUCCCUAACAUUUCUAAUCAGGCUAGUGGCGCCUGGGGCGGGCAAAGAUUUCUGCCACACCUCUACGAAUUCACUCUACAAUUGACCAAAAAUGUCUCCCCGAAUUCUAUGUAUACAGACAAAUUGCGCCCCCCCCCCCCCACCAAGCUUUCCAUAGUGCCAAUCAUAAUAAAAACAAAAUUUGAGAUAAGAAUGCUCUUGGACUGUGAAUGGAAUACUCAACAUACCCUUCCUCUACGAAUUCACUCUACAAUUGACCAAAAAUGUCUCCCCGAAUUCUAUGUAUACAGACAAAUUGCGCCCCCCCCCCCACCAAGCUUUCCAUAGUGCCAAUCAUAAUAAAAACAAAAUUUGAGAUAAGAAUGCUCUUGGACUGUGAAUGGAAUACUCAACAUACCCUCUCUCUCUCUUCCUCCCUUCUUUCCUCCCCGCUCUCCCACAACCCUCUCUUUCCCUCACUCCCUCUUCACCCCCUCCAUCCGCCCCCUCUCUCUCUCUUCCCCUUUCUCACUCCCUCUCUCUAUCCUUCCCUCCUUCUCCACCCCUCCCUCUACCUCGCUCCCCCGCCCCCCUCUCUCUACUUGAACAUGCACAUCAUUUAACGGCACAUGUUCAUCUGAACUAACCUUGCCAUGGUCCCCAGGAACAACUGAGAGAGCUAGAAGCAGCCUUCGCCAAGUCCCACUACCCAGACAUCUACUGCAGGGAGGAGCUCGCUAGGAUAACUAAGCUCAAUGAGGCCAGGAUACAGGUC
Molecule: messenger RNA, 806 nt
Organism: Lymnaea stagnalis (great pond snail)
Lineage: Eukaryota; Metazoa; Mollusca; Gastropoda; Lymnaeidae
Source: the annotation of a GenBank genome assembly